AUGUCCUCAUUAAAACGUAUUACAAAAGAAUUAAAUGAUCUUGGAAGAGAUCCUCCUACCUCAUGUUCCGCAGGCCCAGUAGGUGAUGAUAUUUACCAUUGGCAAGCUUCUAUUAUGGGUCCACCAGACUCUCCAUACGCUGGUGGUGUUUUCUUUUUAUCUAUCCAUUUCCCAACUGACUAUCCAUUCAAACCACCAAAGAUUUCAUUCACAACUAAAAUAUAUCAUCCUAAUAUCAACGCAAAUGGUAAUAUUUGUUUAGAUAUCUUAAAAGAUCAAUGGUCCCCAGCUUUAACAAUUUCAAAGGUUUUAUUGUCCAUUUGUUCUCUAUUAACAGAUGCCAACCCAGAUGAUCCAUUAGUCCCUGAAAUCGCCCAUUUAUACAAAACAGAUAGGCCAAAAUAUGAAGCUACAGCAAAAGAAUGGACCAAAAAAUAUGCAGUAUAA
This is a messenger RNA of Tetrapisispora phaffii CBS 4417, 447 nucleotides long. RefSeq lists its product as uncharacterized. NCBI's taxonomy places the organism in Eukaryota, Fungi, Ascomycota, Saccharomycetes, Saccharomycetales, Saccharomycetaceae. Gene Ontology annotation, cellular component: nucleus. Gene Ontology annotation, biological process: protein polyubiquitination; ubiquitin-dependent protein catabolic process. The record is from RefSeq and is a predicted model, not a curated record. The transcript is spliced from 2 exons. The coding region runs from base 1 to 447 and encodes 148 amino acids. Gene Ontology annotation, molecular function: ubiquitin conjugating enzyme activity.